AUUUUAUCGCCAUUUUCUUGACUUCCCGGAUUGAUGAUGCUGUAUCGUAAAUAUUUACAUUUUUCCAAUCAUGAAGUUUGAAUGCAACUGAUGAUUGUACAACAUGCCUUUCAUUCAACGAGGUAUAGAACCAGUUAAUGUCAGCCAUGUUGAGGUUGACAAAUCGGUCGCUAACGAAUUAGAAUGCGUGACCAACCACACCCUGAGUUCUGUCAUUCAGCAGCUCAGUAGCCUCAGUCACCAUGCCGAGGACAUGUUUGAAGACCUUUCCAAGGAGGCGUCUAAUUUCUUUGGGAGAGCCAAUCAAUUACAAAACCGAAUUGAUCAUCUUAGGGAUAAAGUAAAACAGUUAGAUGCAGAAAGAGAGCAAGUUUCCUUACAAGACAUACAUUUAAGAAAACCAUACAAAAGUUCAAAUCAGCAUGAUCAACAGGUUGUUUCUAGGGCAACAAUACCAAAAUCUAUACAACAGGCAUAUUUUGAUUGUACAAGACCUCCUGCUUUGGAGAAACUUAAUGAGUUCAGGGAGGAUGGUAAGGACAGUAUGAAGUUUUACACAGAUCCUGGCUACUUCUUUGAAUUAUGGUUCUCAGAUAUACAGAAAGAUAUCGAACAAAAGAAAACAGAAUACAAAGCAAAAAGAAAGAAGCAAAGGCCUAAAGAAACGAAAACAAGAGCAAAACCUAAAGAAAUUAAAUUAAUCAAAGAAAAAUAUAAAGACAGAGCACAAGGAAUAGAAUUUAGUUCAGAAUAUCAGAACCCUCAACAAAUUUUGAAAGGAUUACCUUCAAAUGCGACUUCUUUAUCUAGUGCUGACAUUCAAAAUAAACCUAUUCAAAACCAUGUUUCAUCGCCACAGCAACAGAAUGAUAUAGACCCUAGAUAUUCACAGGCACAUGCGAACAAAAAGUCACAGUAUAUGAAUGGUCCAAACGAAUUACCAUCACCUCAGGACCCUCGAAUUAGUCAGAUGUCACAGCAGCAUCAACAAUAUUAUGAUCCAAGCAUACCAGAUCAUCCCCAACAACAUCCUGGUCAUCUACACCUUCAGCAGCAACAUCAAAGAGGAUCACGAGCACCGUCAAUGAUCAGUCCUGCUAGACCGCAGCAAGCUCCUCCUCCCCCUCCGCCUUUUGAUCCAAACAGUGACAGGAUGAGAGGGCAAAGAGACAGUUUGCCACCCCCUCCUCCCCCACCCCCAUUAGAUGCUGACAGUUAUAAUCAUAAGUCAUACACACCAAGUCCGCAGAUGACAAGAAACCAACAAAUGAAUUACGAAAUUAGAGGAGAAUCACCUCAAGGAGGCUCACCAGUACGACAACCUAGUAGUUAUUCUUCUAGUCCCUCGAGGCGAACACCAGAUCACCUACCUCCCCCUCCACCUCCUCCACAAUUCAUAGCAAUGCCAGAGACACCAAUAGAAAUUAUGCCGCCUCCUCCAAUAUCUCCGCCACCAAUGGAUGGAGGUGCUCCUCCACCCCCGCCACCUCCUCCCCCUCCUCCGCCACCACCCCCUCCACAGUCAAUGCCUAAUGGACAUGUGAGAGCACCAUCGGAUGGGGUGUCCAUAUCAUCAACUAAUAGUUCAUCAACGAUAGGAAGGACAGAAAUUGAGCAACCCCCUGCACCAGUGGAAACGGAAAGAAGUGCUUUAUUAUCAGAAAUUAGAAUUGGUGAUUGGAUGUCAAAAUUAAGAAAAACAGAGGAGAGAAAGAGAAAGGAAGAACAAAAGAAAACACCAUCAGGACGAUUUGAUGUGCAUUCAAUAAUGAACCGGGCAUUUGAAAUGAGACGGAAGGCUAUGGAAGCUAGUGAUAGUGAGGGUGGUGAAGAGGACUCAGAUGAAAACGGUGAAGAUGAAUGGGACGAAGACUGAUAAAAAUUAUGUGAAAUUAGAGAAAUUUUUAAUGAAAUUUGUGAAAAUUUGAUGAAAGUGUCGUGGAAAUAUUUUAAAAGAUAAACUAUAGAUGCAGCUGGUAGAAAGUAUAAAUGAGAAGUGUAUACAUGUGAACUUCCAAGCCUGUAAGAGGGCUUUCUUGCUGGAAUAUUUGGAUAAAUUUACUACAUAGCUACAAAGGACACACUAAAAGCUCGGCUAUAAUUUGUAAAUUCAUAGAUAAGGGCUUGCUCUAAAGUCUGUUGCACGUAUGAAAGGAAUGUUAAAGAGCUGUCAGAUUAAUUGACUUGCAUAUGAUAAGCAUUGCAAAGGAAUGUGAUUGUCUGCCAACACAAUGCCUUUCAUCCUAUCUGGCUGGUAGCUAUUAAUCUGAAAUGUUUCUUUGCAGUAUUGUGAAUUUGAAAGCAUAUUAUUUGAAUUACUAUGAAUAUUUGAAUGAUCAUGAGAGAAGAUAAAGUCAUGAUCAUUUGUUUAUUUUCUCUCUAUUGAAAUAUAUUUCAGAAUAAUAUGUAGUCCCUUUCUGAUGACAAAGAAAAUUUAGAAAUUGCUUUUUUUUUUAGAAUUAAACCUGUAUAGGGCUCUUAAUUUAAGGAUCAUGAGGAUAGAAUUAUUAAAAUAUGAUUGACAUUCUUUUGAAAUAUAGGUUACAUGUACGUGUCAAAAUUUCAAGAUUUCAGGGUAAUCAACAACAUGAAGAAAGAAAUUCUAUCAUUUUUUAUUUUAACCCUAAGAGUUUGCUCAAAUACAGUUACUUGUAAAGAAUUAUUAAAGUAGUUGGCUUUUAUGGUCAUUCUAUUAAAUAAGCCUUGUCUAUGUGAUAGUUGUUUUCCCCACUUGUAGUUUGAAUGUGAAAUAAUGCUGUCAUUUGUAUUAAAUUUGAGAAAAAUGACAAAAGUUCCUCCCAGUUACUGAAUAGUCGACCCCUAUAUAAUAGUACUUUCAUACAUUUGAGAUUUUUUAAUUAAAUAAAUAUUGCUUCCAAUUAAUUAUGAAUGGCAGGGAUAAGAAAAUGACACAAUGAAUGAUGAAUAUUAGUAAUUUUGGAAGCUGAGAGGUCCAGAUGUUUGUUUUUCAACCUGUAGCAAAAGAGUUGUUUAAGCUGUGUUAUUAUAUUUCUGUUACAAAAAAUAUUAAAAGUGGAUUUAAUAUAAAAUUGUGUAAACAGGGCAUCUUGAAUAUAUAGGUAUUAAGACUCACAACUACAAUGUAGUUAUAUAAUAUGUGUAUUUCUACUCUGUACAUUUAUAACUAAACCUAACUAGAUGUACAAACUUAAAUUAUUUAUACAAGUUAUAUAAAUUUUAAACAUUGCCAAUUGUGCUUAUCGUUAUUUUUUGUUCGCAUUUUUAAAUAUAUAUAUAAUAAUGCAUGAAAAUGCUCCCGCUAGUAGAAGCUGAACGUUGCAAGGGUACUUUUAUUAUUUAUAUCAUAAUUAGCCAAAAUAUUGUCUUUGUAUACCGAAUCCUAUCAUGACUAAUCGGCUGCAGGACGUAAGAUUAAGUUCAAAUUAUACAAGUGAUAUUUUUACACAUUGAAGUAGUUAAAAAUAUUUGUUUUAAGUUUUGUUGCAAACAUCCAUGAGAUCGUGGUUUAUGUAGGCCUCGGUUUACACAUUUUUGACUCUAUAAAGAUUAAAUUUUUUCAAACUCAUCCAUUGCAUCAGGUUCUUCAGUAAUUUAGUAAACAAUAUUUUUGCAAAAAUACUUAAUAUUCUCUGUAAAACAUGAAGAACAGUUAAGACACAAUAUCAUUUUGGUAUUGCACUAGUGCAAUAUCAUUUGAAAAUGAUGACUCUAAUUAAUGGCAGAAGCCAUGUGAUUCAUGUAAUUUCAAACAUUUUGCAAUACAAUAUAAGGGUUAUUGCACAACUUUUGGUAAAUGUUAUCCCUUGUAGAAUAGCUAUGACAUUCCACAGCUAAUGUUAUAUGAAAUGUUUUACCACUUUUGAUUUGAAGACAUCUGCUGUCAAUUCACAGUCAAGAGUGGAACAUAUGGAAGUCAUAGGCAACACCAUUGAUUGGCUGCUGUCCACAUUUCUGGAUUAUUUAAAAUAUUUUUUUUUAAUGAUUUAAAAAAAAUUACUAGUUAUAAUUAUGUACUAGUCUGUUAAACUUUACUUGGAUCAUCAAAUAAUUGAUUGUUGCAAAUUUUCAUACACAGUACUGUUAUUUCUUAAUUUUAGUUCAGUAACCCAAAAAUAUAUGAUGACUUGUUGCAAUGUAUUAUUGUCAUGAUUGUCAUAUUUUCAUCAUGCUACAUAAACGUACGAUUGUCAAUGUUGUCAUCUCAUAAAAAUUGUGAUUUCAGUUGGAAAGUAUUAAUGAAACAACUCAGGGGAUAUCUUUUUGUCUUUAGAAAAAAAAAUAAUAGCACCAGAAAAAACUGUAGAUUAGUGGAUACAAUAAGUGUCUUAAGUCCAGGUUAUAUUAAGACUGUUAUUCUCAUGGAAUAUUCUAUUAGCUACAUGGAAGGGCUAAUUUGUCUUUUUUUUUUUGAUUUGUGUGUUUGUUGAGUUAAAUGUGCAUGCUCAUCAUUUUUUCUUCAUAAAAUUGAGUGAUAUAUACGUGUAAUGUGUGGAAAUUGUGUGAUUUGUAUAUGCAAAGUGCUACUGUUAUGUAAUGGUACUAAUUAGAACUAGAAAGUUCAUUGUUUUAGGUAAAUGAUUCACUUUUUUUCUGGAAAGUGUAAAUUUUGAAUUUAUACUGUAAAAGAUAAAGAAAACCUUUAACAAUUUUUUCUGGUUUAAUAAAUACACAAAUUAUUUCUACCUAUUUUUUUGUAUUUUCCUUUGUUUUCUUUUAAUACAUUGGUGCUUAUUUCUCUAAUUGUAAGUACUUUUUAAUUUAGUCUAUUUAACUAGAUUAAUAAUUAGUAAUUUCCUUUCAUUAACACUGAUCUCAAUAUGAGAGCAAAUUUUCCUCCAUAAUGCCCCAGGUUUUUUUUCAUCGAAAUAUUUUCUGGUGUAGAAUUUCAAAUUGGAACAUUGCCAAUGAUAUUUAUAAUAUAUGUCAUCUAAAUAUAUAUUUGAGAAAGGAGACUGAUCAGCCAUGUUGUUUAGUGAGAAAACAGAGCAACCGAAGAAAGUAAGUGGGUUUUACUAUACACAAAAAUAAAAACAUUUUUCAACAAAAAAAUCAGUUAGAUAACUUUUUAAAAAUACUGGUGAUUCUAUUUGUAAUAUUUAAAGCUCUCUGGCAUUGUGCAAUUAAAAACCAAAUGGUGUUGAACUUC
Mytilus californianus (California mussel) is the source of this 5128-nucleotide messenger RNA. RefSeq names its product actin-binding protein WASF2-like. Gene Ontology annotation, molecular function: Arp2/3 complex binding; actin binding; protein kinase A regulatory subunit binding. The record is from RefSeq and is a predicted model, not a curated record. The coding region runs from base 104 to 1876 and encodes 590 amino acids. Gene Ontology annotation, biological process: actin cytoskeleton organization; positive regulation of Arp2/3 complex-mediated actin nucleation. Gene Ontology annotation, cellular component: cytoskeleton; SCAR complex. Lineage: Eukaryota; Metazoa; Mollusca; Bivalvia; Mytilida; Mytilidae. The transcript has 7 exons.